This is a messenger RNA of Rotaria sp. Silwood1, 249 nucleotides long. The record is from the annotation of a GenBank genome assembly. Lineage: Eukaryota; Metazoa; Rotifera; Eurotatoria; Philodinida; Philodinidae.
AUGAUUAUAGAUGAUGAAGAUUUAGAAACUGAAAAUCAUAUUUCGUUCAGUAACAAUAAUCAAAAUGAAUCUAUACAUAACAAUACAGAUGCUAGUAUCGAGUCAGCAUCAACAACAAAUAAGAAAACAACUAGCUAUCGUCAACGAAAACCAUCUCAUAUUAUUGAUUCUGACUCUGAUGAAAGUAGUAGUACAUUAGCCAAACCAUUAAAUCAGUCAGUUUUUAUUGAUUGUUUUACACAAAAAUGA